AACUCUUACACUGUUCUCCCCAGCUGCUUACUUCCUUUCACAAAUCACAAUCACAUCUCUCUCUCAAUAGCUCAGCUUUCCACAAUCGCAUUUUCAUCCCAGUUUCUCUCUGAAAUCAUUUUCAUUUUCAUCCCUCUGAGCGCUAUCAUCACCAGCUGCAGCUACAACCACCAUGUGUGGCGGUGCUAUCAUCUCGGACUUCAUCCCUCCCACCGUUGCUGGGCGAUCUUCCCGCCGGUUGACGGCGGACUUUCUCUGGCCUGAUCUGAAGAAACCCAUUGAGAAGAAGUAUUCGAAGCCGGUCGUUGUUGAUCUUGACGAUGAUUUCGAGGCUGAUUUCCAGGAGUUUAAGGAUGAGUCUGAUGCCGAUGAGGUAGAUGAUGUCUUGCUUGAUGUCAAGCCUUUUGCUUUCUCUGCUACUGCCUCUCCUCCUACUCGCAAUCGCAGUCUUUCCAGGGGCUCUACAGCUGUAAAGUCUGUGGAAUUCAAUGGGCAAGCUGAAAAAUCUGCAAAGAGAAAGAGAAAGAACCAGUAUAGAGGAAUCCGGCAGCGCCCAUGGGGAAAAUGGGCUGCUGAGAUUCGUGACCCUGGGAAAGGAGUACGAGUUUGGCUAGGAACAUUCAAUACUGCUGAAGAAGCUGCAAGGGCAUAUGAUGCUGAGGCACGAAGAAUUCGUGGCAAGAAAGCUAAAGUGAACUUUCCUGAUGAAGCUCCACGUGCUUCACCUAAGCGUACAGUUAAGGCAAUCCCUCGGAAACCACUUGCUAAGGCAAACUUGGCUCAGAAUUUGAGUUACUUGGACAAUACAGAACCGGACUACUUCAAUACUUUGGGCUCUGUUGAUGAGAAACCACUAGUGGGCCAGUUUGGUUUGAUGGACUCUUUUCCUGCGAAUGUAGAUGGUGCAAACAAAUCUAUUUCUCCAUGUGAUAGUGUCCCCAUGUAUUUCAAUUCUGACCAGGGGAGUAACUCACUUGACUGUUCCGACUUUGGAUGGGGAGAGCAGGCCUCAAAGACUCCUGAAAUCUCUUCUGUUCUUUCUGGAACAGAAAUUGAUGAAUCUCUGUUUAUGGAGGAUGCCAAUCCUAAAAAGAAGAUAAAGGCCGACUCUGAAAUUCUGGUGCCAGUAGAAGAAAACAAUGGAAAAUCUCCGUCUGAAGAGCUGUUGGCUUUUCAGAACCAGAUGAACUUUCAGAUGCCAUAUCUCGAGGGAAGUUGGGAGGCCUCAUUAGACAACUUCCUUAAUGGAGACUCGACUCAGGAUGGUGGAAAUCCAAUGGAUCUGUGGAGCUUUGAUGACCUCCCUAAUUUAGUUGGAGGACCUUAUUGAGCAAACUAUUAUCUGCCUGUUAGCUUCUGUAAAUAAGGCUACAUGUUAGGAUGGUUGUGUCUGAUACAAUGGUAAGAGCACACCUGGACAUGCUUAAAUCCUAUGUGGGUUCUAAGGAGCUUUUGGUGCAACAGUAGUAAAUAGGUAUUUUAGGUUCUCCUUAUUACAUUUUGAGACAUUUGGAACUUUUAAUGACUGUAAUUGUCAUUUGUAUGUGUGAUUUGUGUUGAAAACUGGAACCAUAUAAAUUUUCAAGUUUGCUUUUGUUGUUUUC
Messenger RNA from Manihot esculenta (cassava), 1604 nucleotides. RefSeq names its product ethylene-responsive transcription factor RAP2-12. The record is from RefSeq and is a predicted model, not a curated record. Lineage: Eukaryota; Viridiplantae; Streptophyta; Magnoliopsida; Malpighiales; Euphorbiaceae. Gene Ontology annotation, biological process: regulation of DNA-templated transcription; ethylene-activated signaling pathway. Gene Ontology annotation, molecular function: DNA-binding transcription factor activity; DNA binding. The coding region runs from base 173 to 1330 and encodes 385 amino acids. The transcript has 3 exons.